GUGGCCAACAUCCUCCUGAAUGGUGUGAAAUACGAGAGCGAGUUGACCGGCUCCAGCGAGCAGUCAGAACAGCCACUGUCCCUGCGACGCCUCUGUUCCACCAUCUAUAACAUGCCCAAGGCACUGCGAAAUCUCUGUGUCAACCACUUUCUGGGGUGGCUCUCAUUUGAGGGUAUGCUGCUCUUUUACACGGACUUCAUGGGCGAGGUGGUGUUCCAGGGCGACCCGAAGGCACCCCACACGUCGGAGGCCUAUCAGAAGUACAACAGCGGUGUGACCAUGGGCUGCUGGGGCAUGUGUAUCUACGCGUUCAGUGCCGCCUUCUACUCAGCUAUCCUGGAGAAACUGGAGGACUGCCUGAGCGUCCGUACCCUGUACUUCAUCGCCUACCUCUCCUUCGGCCUGGGCACGGGGUUGGCCACACUCUCCAGGAACCUGUAUGUGGUCCUGUCCCUCUGCACCACCUAUGGCAUCUUGUUCUCCACGCUCUGCACCCUGCCCUACUCCCUGCUCUGCGAUUACUACCAGAGUAAGAAGUUUGCAGGGUCCAGCGCAGACGGCACUCGGCGUGGCAUGGGAAUGGACAUCUCGCUACUUAGCUGCCAGUACUUUCUGGCUCAGAUCCUUGUCUCUCUGGUCUUGGGGCCCCUGACCUCAGCUGUGGGCAGUGCCAACGGUGUGAUGUACUUCUCCAGCCUCGUGUCCUUCCUUGGCUGCCUCUACUCCUCCCUGUGUGUCACCUACGAAAUUCCCACUGGUGAAACAGCUGACGAGGAACACCAGCCCCUCCUGUUAAAUGUCUGAUGUCUCAGAAUCUCGACUUUGGACUUGAAGGUGGUCAGUCUGCUGCAGGCUGGCCACUGAGAAACCAAAGGCCUUGGCAGCCAGCCAGACUUCCAAUGUAAAUAUGUGGUAAAUAAACGACAGCAGCAAAGCC
Cricetulus griseus (Chinese hamster) is the source of this 937-nucleotide messenger RNA. The record is from RefSeq and is a predicted model, not a curated record. NCBI's taxonomy places the organism in Eukaryota, Metazoa, Chordata, Mammalia, Rodentia, Cricetidae.